This is a messenger RNA of Annulohypoxylon maeteangense, 1439 nucleotides long. Its product is annotated as FMN-linked oxidoreductase. The transcript is spliced from 4 exons. The record is from RefSeq and is a predicted model, not a curated record. Gene Ontology annotation, molecular function: FMN binding; oxidoreductase activity. NCBI's taxonomy places the organism in Eukaryota, Fungi, Ascomycota, Sordariomycetes, Xylariales, Hypoxylaceae. Bases 57 to 1280 code for a protein of 407 amino acids.
UCUUUUUAGAUAGUAUAAAGAUAUAAAUUUAGACUUCCAAUUACUUAUAGAUCAGUAUGGCUUCCGACAGGUCCCAAUCUAAGCUUUUCCAACCGCUAGCCAUCGCCGAUGGCAAGAUCACUCUAAAGCACCGUGUUGUCCAUGCCCCGCUGACUAGAAAUCGUGGUACACCAUACUCUGAGUCGACUCCGGAAAAGCCGAAUCGGAUAUGGGUGCCAAAUGAUCUUAUGGUUGAGUACUAUUCUCAGAGGGCUACAGAAGGAGGACUCAUCAUAUCAGAGGCCAUCCCUCCUUCACUUGAAGGAAAUGGUAUGCCUGGAGUGCCCGGUCUGUUCAUCCCCGAACACGCAGACGGGUGGAAAAAGGUCGUUGACGCCGUCCACGCCAAGGGUGGCUAUAUCUAUGCGCAGAUAUGGCAUUCUGGGAGAGCAAAUAUUCCUCAGCUUACAGGUACCCCAAUCUUGUGUCCCUCGAGUACGCCGUGGGAUGACCCAAAUGAUUUUUAUGCAUACCCUCCGCCCCACAGUACUCAACAAGUCAAACUUGUGGAUUACCCUCCAAUCGAGAUGACAAUCCCCAAAAUCAAAAGCACAAUCCAAGACUACUGCAACGCCGCAAGACUAGCCCAGAAGGCCGGCUUCGACGGCGUCGAGAUCCACGGAGCCAACGGGUAUCUACCCGAGCAGUUCCUCAGCUCCAACAUAAACCGUCGUACAGACGAGUACGGCGGAACGCCCGAGAAGCGCUGCAAGUUCGUGCUAGAACUGAUGGACGAGCUCUCCCAGGUCGUCGGGCAGGAGAACCUGUCGAUCCGGCUAUCGCCAUUCGGCCUCUUCAACCAAGCGCGGGGGACGCAGCGUCUAGAGACAUGGAGCCAUCUAUGUAAGGAGAUCAAAGCCAACCACCCCAAGCUCUCCUACAUCAGCUUCAUCGAGCCGCGCUUCGAGCAGAUAUACACGGCGGAGGAGAAGCAGAAGUUCCUCGACUCCUGGGACCUACCGGACAUUAGCCUCGAGCCUUUCCGAAAGAUACUCGGCGAUACCCCCUUUUUCUCCGGAGGAGGGUGGAACGAUAAAAAUGCCUGGGGGGUUCUGGAGAGAGGGGAUUACGAUGCCUUGGUUAUCGGACGAUACUUUCUUAGUAACCCCGAUCUGGUCGAGAGACUCCGCCGCGGCUUGCCGCUUUCGAAGUAUGAUCGCUCUACUUUCUAUGGACCGCUGGAGAAGAGUAGUGUUGGGUACACAGACUAUCCAACUUACGAGAAAACGGUACCGAACUGAGCAUGACCGUUUGCUGCAGGGGGGUUGGAGGUAUAGCAGGUGAUCUAGUAUCCAUACAGGUUAUGCAUACUCCUUAGAUAUGUCUGGUCCUAUAUAGUCAACCCAAGAAUAAAUGCUAGUCCCACCAUAGGUGGCCCAGAAAGAUCUCUUUAUGACAGC